AUGGAAGAGAAGGGAUUGUUGAAUGCCAAUAGGGAAAUCAACAAGUAUAAGCUUGAUCAUUCCACGUUCGACUUGAUAGAUGUGGACAAAUUCCACAACACGAAUUGGUCCACAGUUUUCGGUUACAUUUGGUGUUGGAUAUUGAUCUUCCUUUCAUGGAUCUUGUUAGGAGUUGAUAUUUAUACAUGUUUGAAUAUUUUAGUGUUCCACAAAUGGUCUACAGAUGAUUAUCAACCAUAUGCUUACUCCAUUGCUAAAUGGAUCUUCACAGGAUGUAUUAUAUUCCAAUUCGUUCUUUUGUUUUAUCAUUGGUUGUGGGCAAUACAUACUUAUAGAACCAGAAACAUUGCCUUGGCUUACGUUAAUAACAUUGCAAAGAUUCUUUAUACCGUCAAAUCAUACAACUUUCAUUGUUUGUUCAGUAAGAUUGAACAAGACACGUUCUUUGAUUGGUCUUGUUUCCUUUGUUAUAACGAGUUGGAUAAUGCCCUUCAAAUACUAGUGGCCGAUGCUCCGAGACAAGUUAUCAAUAUCUUAACUUUGAGAUACUACGCCACAGAUGGAGACCUUUCCAAUGAUAUCAUUGCCAACAUAAAAAAAAUUGCUGAGCUGAAUCUUCGAUUAUCAAUCAUUUUGUCAUUUAUGUGUCUUUCGGUGGCUAUCUUCGCUAUUUUCUUCUUCAAAUUCGUCUUGGGUAUGUUAUUCUAUUUGCCCGUAGUUUAUAAGCUUCGUGGUAAGGGUUUCAAGUCAUUGAAGAGGUACUGCUGUAAGAUAGUUAAUGAUAAAGUGAGAUAUUUGGUGUUAAAAAAUCAUAAACCUAAGGAUGAAUUGUUAGAAAGAGGAAUCUUGAACAUCAAUGAAAUUAAAGAAAAUCCAUUAUUGAAUGAUGAAAUCACCACUUUGGACAAUGAUUUUGAGUACAAAGCCCUGUUCCAUAACGAUAAUCAGAAACUAUUCAACCAUUCAUAUAACUUGAAAGAUUUGUCAGAGUCGAGGGAUCCAUUUAGAGAUUCGCAAGAACAACUUGGAGGAUCAAUGAUUGGAGAUAAUCCUUUUGAAGCUCAUCAGCGUGAGGGUUUGAGCAGACCUCCUAAAUCUUUUGCUCCCCUGUCACGACCAAACAACCCUUAUAAGCAUUCUUUUGGAUCGAUUAAUUCUGUUCAAAACCCAUUCGACACUCAACUGCAUCUACCAUUAAUGCUGGGUCAAGACAGAAGCUCGGAUGAGUUUCCUCCCAGGUCGGAUUCAUUAGAUUUCGUAUCUCGUACCCCAGUGAACCAUUCCCAAGAGACUUUUGCUGAUCAAUGGAACCAAAGUUACCGUGAGCAAGAACCUAUUCAACCAGAGAGAGCCUUAAGAAACACAAGCAUACCUGAUGGAGGGUUUAAUCAACCAAAACAAGGAAGAAAAAAACCUAGCAGCUUGAUGAACCUCGAGAACCCUUCGGCUUCUUCAUUGAAUGAGGCUCCAUAUCCUGUUAGAGGCGUGUCUGUUUUCAAAAAAGACAGGAGUCAAACAGAACCUAUACGCCCCAUUGGACAGCCUGUGAGUCCUUUGUCGGAGUCUGAAUCCCCAAUCAGUCCUCGAAGAUCUCCUGAGUAUCCUUUGAGUCCUAAAAAAAUCGUAGAAAGUCCGCAGAAAGACAUGACGUAUCCUUUGAGUCCCGGCAGAAUUUCUGUGAGCUCCAAAAAAGAGCCAUCGUAUCCUGUUAGCCCCAGUAGAGAUACUGACUUCGAUUUUAGUCCCCAGGCAGAUCCAGAGUAUCCUAUAAGUCCCCUCAAGUAUCCUGUAAGUCCUAAAAAAGACCCAGAAUACCCAGUGAGUCCUAAAGGCUCCAUAACCGUCGAUAGUCCUUACCCUGUAGACGAAAAUCUCAGUGAUAGCGACAGUGACAAUCAUAGAGGAUAUCCAUUAAGAGAUAUUUCCAAUUAG
This is a messenger RNA of Yamadazyma jaroonii, 1932 nucleotides long. The record is from the annotation of a GenBank genome assembly. Lineage: Eukaryota; Fungi; Ascomycota; Pichiomycetes; Serinales; Debaryomycetaceae.